UUAAAAAAGUUCUUUUACCGACGAUCUGUCAACGUUUACGGAACGUUUAUUUUCUUUUCGUCGAUGAAUCCAUUUUCAUCCUCUUAGUUUUAACAUAAAUAGUGAAGUGUUUUAUAUAAUAUAAUAACACAAUGCCUCCUAAAUUCGAUCCGAAUGAAAUUAAAAUUGUGAACUUGAGAUGUGUUGGUGGAGAAGUUGGUGCCACAUCAUCUUUGGCUCCUAAAAUUGGUCCCCUUGGUCUUUCCCCUAAAAAGGUUGGUGAUGACAUAGCCAAAGCGACCAGUGACUGGAAGGGUCUGAAGAUCACAGUGCAGCUGAUUGUACAAAACAGACAGGCUCAGAUCUCAGUCGUACCAUCAGCAGCUGCCCUCAUCAUUAGAGCUUUAAAGGAGCCACCUCGUGAUCGUAAAAAGCAGAAAAACAUUAAGCAUAAUGGAAACAUCACUCUUGAAGAUGUUGUGAAUAUUGCCAAGGUCAUGAGACCACGCUCCAUGGCACGAGAGUUGUCUGGCUCAGUAAAAGAAAUACUUGGCACAGCCCAGUCCGUUGGAUGCACAGUUGAGGGCAGGCCCCCACAUGACCUCAUUGUGGACAUCAAUAAUGGUGCCCUUACCAUUGACGAAUAAAUAGAUUGAGGAGGAUUUAA
Molecule: messenger RNA, 646 nt
Organism: Achroia grisella
Lineage: Eukaryota; Metazoa; Arthropoda; Insecta; Lepidoptera; Pyralidae
Gene: RpL12
Product: large ribosomal subunit protein uL11
Exons: 4
Coding region: 132-626 (164 amino acids)
Biological process (GO): translation
Cellular component (GO): ribosome; cytosolic large ribosomal subunit
Molecular function (GO): structural constituent of ribosome; large ribosomal subunit rRNA binding
Source: RefSeq, a predicted model, not a curated record